This is a messenger RNA of Cyanistes caeruleus (blue tit), 2550 nucleotides long. RefSeq names its product phenylalanine hydroxylase (gene PAH). Gene Ontology annotation, biological process: L-phenylalanine catabolic process; L-tyrosine biosynthetic process. The record is from RefSeq and is a predicted model, not a curated record. NCBI's taxonomy places the organism in Eukaryota, Metazoa, Chordata, Aves, Passeriformes, Paridae. Gene Ontology annotation, molecular function: iron ion binding; phenylalanine 4-monooxygenase activity.
CGUUGGGUGCAGAUAGAAACAAUCUGCUGUAGGGCUGCUGCAGGCAGGCGUGGGGCUCACAGGGGAUGGCCAGCGUGGAGCGGCUGCUUGGUGUGCCAGGGAUUUCUGGCCACUGCAGUUAGGUCUGAAGGCUUCACCUGCUGUAUUAAAGGGGCCUCCUGGUGUGGGCAUUGCUGGCUCUGCAACAUGGACUCACAGCACUGCAAAAUGAAUGGUGACUCUUCCCUGGAAUCUAGUUAUAUUGAAGACUCCCCCAAUAAAAAUGGUGUGAUUUCUUUGAUUUUCUCUCUGAAAGAAGAAGUUGGGGCAUUGGCUAAAGUCCUGCGCACAUUUGAGGAAAAAGGUAUAAACUUGACCCACAUUGAGUCCCGACCUUCCCGUCUCAACAAAGAUGAGUAUGAAUUCUUCAUUAACUUGGAAGGCAAGAAUGUCCCAGCACUGGACAAGAUCAUCAAGUCCUUGAGAAGUGAUAUUGGAGCGACAGUUCAUGAGCUUUCACGAACUAAGAAGAAGGACACUGUACCGUGGUUCCCAAGAAGUAUCCAGGAGCUGGACAGAUUUGCCAAUCAGAUCCUAAGCUAUGGAGCAGAAUUGGAUGCUGAUCAUCCUGGGUUCAAAGAUCCUGUGUACCGGGCCCGGAGGAAGGAGUUUGCAGAUAUCGCCUACAACUACAGACAUGGCCAACCUAUUCCUCGUGUCACCUAUACAGAAGAAGAAAAGAAAACUUGGGGCACUGUCUUCAGGGAGCUGAAGAGUCUGUAUCCAACUCAUGCUUGCUAUGAACACAACCACGUGUUCCCACUGCUGGAGAAGUACUGUGGCUACAGGGAGGACAAUAUUCCCCAGCUUGAAGAUGUUUCAAAUUUCUUGCAGAGCUGCACUGGCUUUCGGCUGCGCCCUGUUGCAGGCUUGCUCUCCUCCCGGGAUUUCCUGGCGGGGCUGGCGUUCCGAGUGUUCCACUCGACGCAGUACAUCCGCCACGGCUCCAAGCCCAUGUACACCCCAGAGCCUGAUAUUUGUCAUGAGCUGCUAGGACACGUGCCUCUUUUUGCUGAUCCCAGUUUUGCUCAGUUCUCCCAGGAAAUUGGACUGGCAUCUCUGGGUGCUCCAGAUGAUUUCAUCGAGAAACUUGCUACGGUUUAUUGGUUUACAGUGGAGUUUGGACUAUGUAAGGAAGGAGAUUCUCUCAAGGCAUAUGGUGCAGGGCUUCUGUCUUCUUUUGGGGAGCUGCAGUAUUGUUUAUCAAGUAAGCCUGAGAUUCAGCCUCUUGUCCUGGAGAAGACUUCUGUGCAGAAGUACCCUGUUACUGAGUUCCAGCCUAUCUACUACGUUGCUGAAAGUUUCAAAGAUGCAAAAGAAAAACUAAGGAAAUUUGCUCAAACAAUCCCUCGUCCUUUCUCUGUUCGCUAUAAUCCCUACACACAGAGGAUUGAAGUCUUGGACAAUGCAAAGCAGCUGAAGAACUUAGCUGACACCAUCAAUAGUGAGAUUGGGAUCCUUUGCAAUGCCCUCCAGAAGAUCAAAUGAAGAUCUGCUGUAACCUGCUAGUGACUAGAAACUAUCAUGUGCAAGUGCCAGUCUUGAUCUAGCCUCAGUCUAUUAUCUUCUAAUGUACUGCAUUAACACUUAUGUUAUAUAUCUUAAUUGUUAGAGAUUAGCAGAGAAACAGAUGUCUAUAGGAGACUUUCAACUCUUCUGGCCUUCAGACACUAACCCAUUUUUUUCUCACUGAUGUAUAAAAAUUAUCUUUUUCCUGGGAAUCUGGGAGAAGUCCGCAUACAUUUUGUGCCAAAGGCUAGCAGAAGGAGAUCUUCCCCAUGCAGAGCUAUAAUCUGCUGCACCCAUGAGCUCUGAGACCAGGGGUGGGAUGUCAAUGAUGAACAGAUUGAUGCUCCUUGCCUUCUCUCACAGUCACUCUCCCUUCAGCGCCUCCCAGUUGUCCAAGAUUCCCAUGGAGUCUGAAACUCUAUACCUUUUGGGGUAUACAGGGAGAUUUUUCAGGGUACAAAGGGAGAUUUCUCUUCAUGGACAUAUGCAGCUACUCACAGUGGAUGGCUGAUGUGUGAAGGCCACAUUUUUUUGUGUGUGUGUCCUUCCCUGAGAAGUGUCUCUUAGCUUUCUGGUCUCACAAGGUGGAAAGCAGCACCUUGGAAAGGGAGAGGAAGAAGCCUGUUACAAUGCAGCUGAAGAUGACAGAGCCUCCCAACUCCUAACUCAGUGCAUCUGUGGCUGGAGUCCCCACCAAAGCCAUGGAAGACCUGGGUCAGCUCUGUCCCAGUCUAACUGCAUUCAAACCCAAACAUGUUAUCUUUCAAGACAGGUCCUAAGUAACAACACCUUUUUGUAUCUCCACUGCCCAUCUGAGCUUUAAUCUCCCUUUUUUUAGGUGAAAGCAGUUUUGUUUUUCCUGGAGUAUAUGUCAGCUGAGUCAGCAAAUGGAACCAAAGGUGGCUCCAGCUUAACUCAAUGGCUGAGCAUGGAGAGAGGAGUUUUGCUGUUCAGGAAGUUGUUUCUGUAUUUAUCCAAUAAAUUUCACUCAAAUCAGCUAAA